Cryptomeria japonica (Japanese cedar) is the source of this 1005-nucleotide messenger RNA. Its product is annotated as ATP-dependent DNA helicase pfh1-like. Gene Ontology annotation, biological process: telomere maintenance; DNA repair. Bases 1 to 1005 code for a protein of 334 amino acids. NCBI's taxonomy places the organism in Eukaryota, Viridiplantae, Streptophyta, Pinopsida, Cupressales, Cupressaceae. The transcript has a single exon. Gene Ontology annotation, molecular function: DNA helicase activity. The record is from RefSeq and is a predicted model, not a curated record.
AUGAUUAUUCAAGGAACAUCAGGAACAGGCAAAGCAUUCUUGAUAGAUUGCAUCAGACAAAAUUUAAAUAUCUCUGGAAGCAAUAAGACAAACACAUUAUUAGUUCUUGCACCUACAGGUGUUGCUGCUUAUAAUAUUCAAGGAACAACUAUUCAUGCAGGCCUUCGCAUUCCUAUAAAAGAAAUGCAUCCUUUGAUAGGGCAAGCAUUGUUCACAUUCCAAGAGCAUUUUAGGCAUGUUAAAUGUCUUCUAAUAGAUGAAAUGAGCUUCUUGGGUCCUAAAUUGCUAUUGAAGAUUGAUAAUCGCCUCCACCAAGCAUUCCUUGAUAAACAACAUGAAGCCUUUGGUGGACUCUCCAUGAUCCUUGUAGGUGACCUUGGACAACUCCCUCCUAUAAUGGACAAACUAGCUUAUGCUUCACACUCUACAGCUCUCAACUUGUGGCAAUCAUUUACAAUAGUUGUAACAUUGCAUACUAUUUUCCGCCAACAAGGUACCUCUAUUAAGAAACAAGAAUUCAGAAGCAUGCUCCAAAACAUAAGAGAUGCCCAACCUAACAAGCAUGACUGGCAGAUCUUAAUGAACCAAACAAAUACAAAUCUCUCUCUUUUGCAGCAAAAGGAAUUCAACUCAUCAAUCCAUUUGUUUGCAACAAAUAACUCGACAAUGCUGCACAACAAAAGAAUGUUGAAGGAAUUAAAUUUGCCCAUUGCUCUCAGCAUUGCACAUAUUGCACAACAAACUAAUAUUGAAUAUGAUAACAAUGAUCAGUUAACAUUGGAGCUGCUAUUAUGUGAAAAUCAGCAAGUAAUGUUGCUAGCUAACUUAUGGAUUGAAGUUGGCCUUGUGAAUGGUUCCAUUGGCCUUGUUAAAAACAUUAUCUAUGAACCCAAUACCAAACCACCAGACUUGCCAAAAUUUGUUAUUGUCCGCUUUCAGAUUUAUAAAGGCCCUCCAUGGGAUAUAGUGCAUCCAAAUGACAUACCCAUUACUCCCAUUACCUGA